CAUCAAGAUACAUACAAUGCCUCCAAAAGGUACCAAACCCACAAAUGAUGAGCUGCUAGCUCAAUUUGAUGAUCUCGGUAUCGACACGACGGGCAAGUCCUCAGAACAGACUUCGGCCCCUCCAACCACGACAACCACAAAGCCAGCUUCCACAGAACCCUCUACGACAGCUGUCGUGAAGGAUCCUCUAGCUGAAUUAGAGAAUCUCGCUUCUCAGCGACCCAGCACCCCCCGCCUGUCAGCAGAAGCUCGUCGCCCGAAGCCUUCUUCCGGUCGGACAAGUGAAGAGAAGCCUCCUACACAACCCCACGCUGCCGCUGUUGAGGAUGAGCAACAGGCAGAAAAGGCCCCGGUCGUACCACCACAAGAAGAGACUAAGAGCUCCGGCGGAGGAUGGUGGGGAGGAUUCUUGUCGACAGCAACGGCAACAGCUACCGCUGCGAUGAAACAGGCAGAAGCGGCCGUGAAGGAGAUUCAGAAAAACGAAGAAGCACAGAAAUGGGCGGAACAGGUGAGAGGGAACGUGGGUGCUCUUAGAGGUCUUGGAGGAGAACUGCGGACUUUGGCUCUACCAACCUUCACAUCGAUUAUUCACACACUAGCUCCUCCAAUCUCAUCUCACGAACGCCUACAAAUACACAUCACGCACGACUUGUCUGGAUACCCAAGUCUUGAGCCCAUAAUACACUCGGUAUUCGCGCGAGUCAUGUCACAAGUCGAAGGCGGUGAUCUCCUCGUCAUUCAACGCGGUCAAGAAUCCGCUCCUCGUCGAGGAACAGAUUUCGGCUUUCAAUCUUCAAUUACAGGAUGGCGCGAUGGGCCAUGGUGGCGGACUAUCACACCCGGCACCCCUCGUAGCAUCGCAGCCGUCCCCGGAGUCGUGCCAGGCACAAAACUCGCUCGCGCAAGUGCAGAAGCUUACGCGACAGAAUUCUAUUCUUUGCGAGGUGGACUUGAAGAAGCCGCUAAGCAAGCGACUGAGGUUUUGAGUGAAUCCAAUCCCGUGCGAAGCAGCGACAUAUUCCUUGCGAUCCAAGCAAUUAGCCAGAUCACUCCCAAGGAUUUGUUUCAAGCUGGCCCGACAGCGGAAAAGAGUACAUCGGAAUCCGCCGGUGGCGUAGUCGAAAUCGCGGAAGAAGACGAAGAAGAGAUCCUGUUCGCUGUCUACCUGCACGAUCCUGUUCAUGGAAUCGCAUUCAGCACAAUCUCACAGACUAUUCCUCGUAAAUGGAUCGAUUGGCUCGAUGCAUCUGCUCCUGCUUCAGACGAUGAUACGCGCACCAAGAUCCCCGAGGCAAUUCAGGAUAUCAUUGAAAGCGGCGGCGUGGAUCCACGGGAAUGGGUUUCGGAGUGGUUGGAGGAAUCAUUGAGUCUGUCGACCGGUGUCGUUGCGCAGCGGUACGUUGCACGUCGUAUGGGUGUUGGUGAAGGUGGUACUGCAAAGGGGAAAUUGAGGGCUGAGCAAGCCACGACGAUUGAAGGUGGCGCUGGAGAGGCUGCAAGGACAUUGAUUUAG
Talaromyces stipitatus ATCC 10500 is the source of this 1516-nucleotide messenger RNA. RefSeq lists its product as uncharacterized. The transcript is spliced from 2 exons. NCBI's taxonomy places the organism in Eukaryota, Fungi, Ascomycota, Eurotiomycetes, Eurotiales, Trichocomaceae. The coding region runs from base 17 to 1516 and encodes 499 amino acids. The record is from RefSeq and is a predicted model, not a curated record.